CAGGGGAACCUCGGUACCAAACGCCGCCGCCGCUGCGCUUCCCCUUCCUCUACGUCAUCUGCACGCGCCGCGCCCCGCCGCGCCGGGGGCUCCGCCGCCGUCAUGGUGCAGCUCGGUAGCUGCCUCCUGAAAGGCUACCGCGGCGGGCACGUCGUGAUCCGUUUCGCCCUCGGGGGCUGCGCCAACCGGCCCUUCUUUCGAAUCGUGGCGGCGCACAGCAGGCGCGCCCGCGACGGGAAGUACCUGGAGCAGCUGGGCUGCCUCGACCCGCUGCCCAACGCCUACGGCGAGAAGGUGGCGGGGCUCAACCUGGAGCGGCUGCGCUACUGGCUGGGCUGCGGCGCGCAGCUCUCUCGGCCCGCAGAGAAGCUUUUGGGUCUUGCGGGGUUCUUGCCGCUGCACCCCAUGACAGUGACUGGCGCCGAGAGGCUGCGGCGCCGGCGAGCAGCCUCAGCUGUCAGCUCGCCCGGGCCCGGCGAUGCGCCUGAGAAAGGCUCAGACUGAGAGGCUGCCGAGGGGCCCCGGCGGCACCCGCCUGCCUCUCGGCGCUUCUCUCUGCAUUAAAAGAACGUUUGCACACCCUA
Messenger RNA from Pogoniulus pusillus (Red-fronted tinkerbird), 584 nucleotides. RefSeq names its product mitochondrial ribosomal protein S16 (gene MRPS16). The record is from RefSeq and is a predicted model, not a curated record. Gene Ontology annotation, molecular function: structural constituent of ribosome. NCBI's taxonomy places the organism in Eukaryota, Metazoa, Chordata, Aves, Piciformes, Lybiidae. The transcript is spliced from 3 exons. Gene Ontology annotation, biological process: mitochondrial translation. The coding region runs from base 103 to 504 and encodes 133 amino acids. Gene Ontology annotation, cellular component: mitochondrial small ribosomal subunit; ribosome.